Messenger RNA from Stegastes partitus (bicolor damselfish), 8799 nucleotides. It is a transcript of the gene cunh4orf54, whose product is annotated as chromosome unknown C4orf54 homolog. Lineage: Eukaryota; Metazoa; Chordata; Actinopteri; Pomacentridae. The transcript is spliced from 3 exons. The record is from RefSeq and is a predicted model, not a curated record. Bases 1 to 4671 code for a protein of 1556 amino acids.
AUGUCUCUGGUCCUUUUUAGAUACUUCAUGUGCGGUGAGCUGGAAUGUCUGGAGCGCUUCGGUGACAUCGGAGUCUGCACCAAAUGUGACCUCAAACCUGCCACUUCAGCUAUGAAGACUGAGCGAAGCUGUGUGGAGACAUCGGCGACGUGCCGGCAGGUCAAAGAUCUGCUCCAAAAAGCGGCGGAGGAUGUCCCGGAGAAGCAGGACGAAAGGAGAUACGUCGAUUUGGAGUUGGUGGACUUGAAGGCAGGCGGAGCAAAACCCGAGAAAGACGGUCGCUUUGGUGAGAGAAACCAAAUGUCUGUCCUUAUUAGCAACAGUGGCGCCGGAGCUGUGUGCGCACCGGAACCGAACAAUGAGUUGGAGAUUAAAACCGAGGCAAAGAAAGAAGAUGCCAAAGUUGAGGAAUGUGGAAAAGAUGCCAAAAAGGAUUUAUGUUUUCCGUCAUUCCCUCCUUGUUCCAACGCAAAGGAGGAGGAUUGCGUCAAAGUGGGAGACAACGGGGAGCGCGUAAUAACGCAGCACCAGGUGUCCAAAACAGACACAAACAUAGAACCAGAUGAGGAUUUACGCAGUGGUGAUAAUCAUCUGAGCGGGAGAAGUGAGUCGGAUGACUAUGAGGAGGAUGAUGAUGUUAGUUUAGUGCUUUCGGAUGAUUGCGUCCCGUGCGUAACGGAGGACGAGUCCCAUUACAUUACCACACACGAGAUCCAGCUGUCGGAGCUUUCCGACAAUGAGGGGGACUAUGACCUCGGGGUGGGCUCGUCCACCAGCUGGGACAUUGAGGACGGCAACCAGGUGUACUCAUUUGUCGAUUACGCUUCUUUUGACGCUGAUGGAGCGGUGGGGGAGAAAGAAGCGGCGGCGGCGGCAGCAGCCACAGUCAGCACUCUGCUUGAAAGUGAUCUGUGCGACUCGGCCAAGUUCGCCAGCUCAGAGGAGUGUGUGUCCAAGACCCAGCAGCAGCAGCAGCAGCAGCAGUGCAGUGGCAACAGCGCGGGACAGAUCCACCUGUCAAUCAGGACCACUUCUCGAGCUAUAAAUGACCCUAGCAACAUCCAAGAACAGGAAAACAUUCUUUAUCAUGCCAGGCGCUCCGGGGACAUGAGCCGCUAUGUGUUUAGGGGAGUUGAUGGGAAGGCAGAGACGUUGUGUGACAGGGCGAAGUGUUUCAUAGCCGCGCCCGGACGCUUGCACUUUGGCGGCAAAUUGAGGGGAAAAGAGGUCACCGAGUAUUCCAGCGGUACGUCCAGCGCUGUCAGCGAGCUGGACGACGCUGACAAGGAGGUGCGCAACCUGACAGCCAAAGCUUUCAAGAGCCUGGCUUAUCCGUACUUUGAUGCCAUUAAUUUCAGCACCUCCAGUGAGUCCUCAGCAUCAGAGCACGGCCUAGGGAUAAACAGGUGGUCCACGUUUGUCGACUUGAAAUAUGGCAACAUGAAUGUGUCACAGGGACUGGACCAGAGUGUGGUUUCCCAUCAAAACUCCUCUUUUGAAAUAGCCAAAAACAUAGACAAUAGAGGUUAUAAAGGCAUUGCACUGGCAAGCAUCAAACCGCCCACCAGCAAGAUCUUCACUCUGAAUGGGAAUCCCCACAGCGCAAAGAAAAUAGAGCUGAUGGGGAAAUUUGGUCAGGGCCACGGUGGGGUGAUAAGGCUCACGGAGACUCUGAAUUUUCGUUGCAAUGUCAAAUCGGGAAUGUCUGCGGGAGAAAGACGCACUAACUUUGCACAAAACGCCGCAGGAUCACGUUCCACAGAUGAAGUUACCAACAGUUUGCUAAGCGGCCAGAGGAGAGGGGCCAGCAAUUCGCCCUGCAAAACCAUGGAAGACACACACAAGAAAGCCAUAUUCGCCUCGAGCCUCAUCAAAAAUGUGAUUUCCAAGAAGAUGCAGUUCGAGCAGGAACGCAAGAUGGAAAGAGGGGAGAUAAGUGAGCCGCAUCCGACGCCUUCUCCGUGCUUUGUGCACCAGGAGGGCGACGGUCACAGGGGGAAGGUGAGCAGGGAGCUGCACAGACAGAGCUCGAAGUUUUCCGAGAGCAGCUCCGACUAUGCCAUAAUGUGCGUGGAUGAAUUGGGGGACUUGGUGGACAGCGGCUCAUGUGAUACCAAGAGCGACUCCCGGAGACAAGACGCGGCCGCUCCCGCACCAGAAACUAAUUUGGAGCAAGCGAAUGAAGCUGGAAUUGAUACUAAAAAAGGCGCAUUGGAAGCGUCCAAAAGCACGUUGCUUCGCAGCCAAAAUAGCGCGUUCAGAUGCUGGAAGGACGAGGAGCUAGAGUUUCAAAAGGAUCAUAAAAACGAUAAAACUCCGGCGGAGAAGCUGCCUUCAGCGAUCGACAAAGAGGUUGAGGGGGAUCGGUACUCAGCGGGCAGCAGCAAACUCACUAAAAUGUCUCAUUUGUUUGUGCCAAGUAUCCAACUGGUGUCCAGUGACGGAGAAGUCGGACAGCAGCUGCAGAGCAGGAAUUAUUCUCCAUGUGGAGAUGGAGGCGGGAUAAAACUGCGCUCUGACAACACUUUAUACGUCGCAGACUCCAGGAGCGUGGCCACAUCUAAAUCUCCGGAAAUUAAAAUUAACUUAAGGAGCGUCAGGGACAAUAAAACGGAGCCUUUUGGCGUCUCCAAACUGCGCGCUCCUAAUUUAGGCUGUAACGCAGCCAGCCUCAUCAGAACAGAUGACUUCAAAUGCCAGGCGCUGGCUGCAGCUUUGAAGGGUGAGUGUUCAGAUAAAGUUCCGCAUUUCAUGGUGAGAGACAUUAGAGAUAAUAAGGGGAAGCUGCAGACACCAAUCCACCAAGUCAGAGACGUUCGUAAACUGGUUAAAAGUUCAUAUCAUUUUGUUUCUUUGGAUAACAACGAAAACAAACCCAGCUUUGCCCUGUCUGACAGCCACACAGAGCAAAAGAAGCAAAUGCCUCAUCGAAACCCUAACUCUGUGUCCCCUAUAGUGAUAAAGUGUCAAUCUGUGAACACUAACAGUAAUGGAAAACAAUCUGGAAAUCUGGAGUUAAUCAGACAGGAGUCGUUAGACGCAGACAGAUCGUCUCCAGAGGGCGCUGUUAGCGCUCAGAGGGCAGCAGGGAAAGCACCCACAGGUGCCUCAGAGGAAAGCAUUGGGUUGAGAAUUGAAAGCAGAGCAGCUUCAAAGAGACAGGAGAAAAUAUCAGAUAUUACAGAUAAGAAACCAGAGUCGAAGAUGGCGAAUCAGGCGGCUUUGGAAAAGCUCCAGGCUGCUGUGAAAACGAUGGAGCAGCUUUACGUGUUUGAAAAAAAUGAAUGGAAAAGGAAGAAUGAGCCCCAGCCCCUGACAGACAGCCAUGUUCUGUCACUGUUAGCCAGUGAGGAACAUGGAGGACCUGAGGAGGAAGGAGGAGCGAGAGGGUCCAGCUUCGAGAAGCUAAUCAGAAGAGACUCCUUCCCCAACAUUGACAGGACCCCACCAGCAGUGGCAGCAUCCCCCAGCAUUGACAGCUUGCUGAGGCGGGAGGAAAAAGAUCUUUUUAAGGCCCUUCAGACCGCCAGCAGCCGUGAUGACAGGCUGGUUUCUAAGUCAGUGCAGGCCCCGAUCACCACAGGAAGCAAAAACAUGUUCAGCCUGAGCUCCAGCCUCAAGGCCUCGGCAGCGGCAAAGACGCCCCAGCCCAACACCGUCACACAGCAGCCUUAUAGCACCAAAAGUUUUGUCCCUAAGUCCCCCAAAUUGCCUGUGUCGCUAAAAAUCAGCCAGACGAGGCUAAGUGGAGCUGAAUCGAAGGAGAUGGACAGAUAUGCACAGGAGUUUUCAAGUGCAUCAGCUGACAACGAGAACUACCUCACCAUUCCGGUAAAGUCUCACCCCAGUAACAGCAAACCGCCCCCAUCUGCUGACAAAACAUCAGUGUAUACGUUUGCCACCCAGUCAAACCCGACCACCCCUCCAGGACACAUAAGAUCUGGCACCAGAGGUCAGGAAGACCACAACCAGACCCCUAAACGGUCCAGCAUUGUGAUGGAGACACGUUCACCUGAGAUCCCUUCUGCUACCAUCUACCACUCCAUGCCGUUGGGUAUGUCCGCCAAUCAGCCACAGGUCUACUGCUUCUCCCCGGCAAUCACCCCAGCUCCCACCCUGGACCCCUUCCAGGCCACGCAGAGGAAGAUGCUGCUGGAUCCCACCACCGGAAACUACUACCUGGUGGACACGCCGGUGCAACCGGCCACCAAGCGCCUCUUUGAUCCAGAAACUGGCCAAUAUGUGGACGUGCCCAUGCCGCAGCCUCCCAUGACGCCUGUACCCAUGCCGAUCUCACCUCUGGCCCUCAGUCCAGGGGCGUACGGUCACACCUACAUGAUCUAUCCGGGCUUCAUGUCACCUUCUGUGAUACCCGCCCGGACACUGGUGCAGUCGCAGAUGUCGGUGCAGUCUGAGGCGGAAAGCGGGGAGAAAGCGUCUUCGCAGCAGGCGGAGGGCAUGUACAUGGAGAGUCCCUUCUACAUGGCCACCGGAAAGUCUCCCCAGGCGACCUCCGGAGUUCAACAGCAGCAGGUCACUGCCAACAGACCGCCACACGGCUCCAGCGUCAAGCAGCCGGUCAUCAGCAUCACCUCCCAGCAAGGGCCCCGCAUCAUCGCCCCGCCCUCGUUUGACGGGACCACCAUGAGCUUCGUGGUGGAGCACAGAUGAAGGGCAGCUCAACUGGACAGGACUGAGCUCUGAGUGGAUGCUGGAGCGCUCUGGUUCGGCCUCGUCGUCAUUUCACGUGUUCAUUUUAUUGUUGUUUUCUUGUUGGGCCUUUUGUAUAAAAGGACUCUUUUACACUUUGCUUCACUUUUUCUAACUUGUACAAGUUUGUCAACACACUGUAAAAAAACAAAAAAAGGGGAAAAAAUUUUGAAAUUAGAAUUGAACAUUUUAUUCACAGGUCUGUAUAGUAGACUUGUUAGCACGGUGAUCAGUCACCCCCCAACUAAUCAGGGUUUAAGUCUGGAAAUCCUUUGUUUGAACAAAUGAAUUUUUCUUUUCAUUGAUUUUGUAUUUUUAUUUUUACAUCAGCACCACUAGAUAUUUAUAAAUUCUAACCCAACAUAUGUAUCAUGCAGCCAAAUAUGUAUGCCAACAAACCAUUUCUUGUGUUAGUCCCAUAAAAUGCACAAAAGUCAUUUUAUACAAUCACACGUUGCAUGGAAACGUCAUAAUCAGUUCAUCGACCUUUUCAUUUCCUCAUUAGUGUUGAGUAGUCAAAUCAUCUGAACAGUAUGGGAAGCUGAAGAGAACAUCAUGUUGAUUAUUAGAAUCUUUUGCGGUUUCAUGAAGUGACCAAUGAUGGAGUUUAUUACAUAUAAUAAUUCCUUCACCACAUAUAAGGACAACUGGCUUUUUUUUUAAUGAAAUUCAAAGAAGAGAAUUUUAGGUUUCCAAACAAAUAUGAAAUUAAUUUGAAAAAUAUUCACAUGUGAUCCAGAAGAUUUCAAUGUGUAAAUGAGGAGCUCUGCAGUGGUUCAAAAAGAAUGUACAACAGAUUAAAUUGACUUUUGUAGAUGUAUGUGGACAGCUUCAUUCUUUUUAGGUACAAAAAUGCCGUUGUGACUACAAAUCCUCACUUGUGCAUUUGUGGAUUUUUCAGCCUCAUUAUGUGGAUUAACUUCUCUCAUUUGCACAAUUUUUCCUUCUAAAAUGGCGAAAAAAGAAAAAUCAUAGCGCUCACAGUAUUUGUAGAUGAUUUGUAGAAAUGUCUUUAUUAAUGUCAAUAAGGUUUGUAUCAUUUGUAUCUUAAAUUUGUGUGUAAAAAUGUACAAAAUCACAUGAAAGAUGAUGAAUAUUGGACGGUUCCAUCUGUGUCCACUGAAUGACAAAAGUGAAAAUGAAGAGCCGCAAAUGCACAAAAGGGAAGAUUUGCAUCCACAGCACCGGUUCAGACUGAAUCUGUACACAGAACUUUAUAAAUGUAUGCACACAUUAUGUAAAAGGGAUUUUUUACUAAAUCUCGCAAAGCACAUGUAAAUAUUUUCUCCUCAGUUUUCGCUCCACGUUAAAAGGUUCCAAGAGCAACAGAAUGACACAACACUGAUGGACUCUUUAGCUCCGUUUGACAUUCAUUUCUAUGUGUGUCACUGUUUCUAACACAUUAUUAAUGACGCUGACAUAUUGUUUUGUACAUAAGAGUUCACCGAGUGUGGAUCUGCUGGACAGUCCAUCCUUUACAUUUUGAAUUAUUUGUGUUACUUUAUUGCCAUUAUGCUAGAAAACAAAAUAAUCUUUUGUAACCUUUGCAGUUUUAGAAUGGUUGAUGUGUUAUCCAGGAAUGCCUUCACAUGUCUUAUUGAGUUAUGCUGGAUAAGCCACGAUAUUGUAAAGGUUGUAUUUUGUUUAGAUUUCGGCUGAUUAUUUAAUGUGGAAAACGUUAAACUGUUUAGGAUUUAAUUGCUGUUUCCUCACAGAUGCAUUCUGCUAGCUUGAGCUAGAUUGUAGUUUUUUUAUUAAUUAACAUUGGAAAAAGCCUAAAUUAAAUGAUGUUGGUAUUGAUGUGGAAAUACAGUCAACAGAAUUUCAGUUGAACUCAGUCAGGAUGCUUAUAUGGUAAUGAUGCUACUUGCUCGCAUUUAUUUCAACCCAUCGUUAUGUUUAAUUGUGAAGUGACAUCUAGACAUCCUGUGAGACGACAUCAUCGCUCCUUUCAACAAAGGCCUCCAAACAACAAUAAUAAUAUAAUAAUUAUAAACUUUAUUAAUCGAGCACUUUUCAAGACUAACGUUACAAAGUGCUUUUCAACAAAAAUAAAUUAAAAGUGAAAAUACAACAAGCACACAGAAUAAUUGAUAGAAAUAGAAAGCACACAAAUAAAGCAGGAAGCUAUAAAACUUACAUAAAAUCAGGAAAAGCUCUCUGAUAGAAAUGUGUUUUAAGAAGUGACCUAAAAGAAAGCACAGAAUUAGCCGACCGGAUGUCCUCGGGCAGAUCAUUCCAGAGUCACAGCGCCCUCGAUUGACCGUCAUUGUUAUCGAGCCACAACGUUUAAGUAGGGAGGAGGUGGGGCUCUAUGGAUGGGUCAGCAACACACAGGACUUGAUGGAAGGACAUGGUUUCUUUGCUCAUUUUACCCAGCUACAAAAAUUUUGAUUCUAAAAACGUUCUGAGAACGUUACCUAAAGUUCAAGUAAUGAUGUCUGCAGGAAGUUUUAUUCUAUUUGUCAGAAAAUACACUUUGAGAAAUCAAAUAUAAUUUCAAGGCAAUGUUUAAAAACCCUUUCUGAAUGUUGCAUUGACAACAUCCUUCCUUUGUUGUCAUGUAACAUUGUGGGAACAUUUUAUAGAAGAACUUCCUCAAAGGCAACAUCUCUAAAACGUCAUCUCUUGUUUCAACAGUGGUCUCCAAACAACAUACAUUUACGUACGCCCUUUAUUUACACUCGGGCGACGUUACUAUUAAGCCAUAAAGCUGACGUAGGGAGGAGCUGGGGCUUGAUGGAUAGGUUAGCACAGCACAAGAAUCUAGAAACAAACCCAGCUGUUUGCCAACUACCAAAAAAAAAAAAAAACACCAAGAAAGGAACAAAUCGUUUUCCAUCUACAUGAGGAAAACUGUUUUUGAUUGGGAAAUCUGCAAUUAUUCUUUCACAUUAGCGGCUAUAGGAACAACUGAUCAGUCACAUGAGUUAAAUGUUCGACACAUCAUUUAUAAAACAAAAGGCUUUACGUAUCCUAUGAAGUGCAUUCAUUCUUUUUCAAAAAAGCAAGCAUAAAAUGUUUAUCUAACAACUGGGUUUCCAUUAACUUUUUCUAAAGUGAAGCUUCAAAACGCAAAUAAAAAAUAUGGUAAGACAGAUGAUCUGGAACAGUAUCUUUGUCACAUCUAGAGCUUGGUAGACAGUUGUCCAUAUAUAUAUUUUAACAGUUUGUGUAAGCUGACUCUUUAUAUGUGCUUAAUACACUCAUUGUAAAUAAAACAAUACUACUAAAAUACUAAAUACUAUAAUGAAACUACCACAUCGUAUACAAUAGCAUAUCAUACGUAGUAACACAAAAAUACCAUCCCAGUAUUUUCUAUGACUUUGGUAAUAUCACUCUUCAUAAGUGUGAUAAGUCUUCUAAAGCUGUGCAAUUGUCUGAAAGGUUCCUAAAUAAUCUAUAUUUUCCCAUGUUCCCCAUUUUAAUAGUCUAUUCUCUUUUCUAUUCAAACUUGCUGGGCUUUAUUCACAACAGUAAAGUCAUUCAUUGCUGGGUUUUGUGGUUAUUACAGACUUUUACAGACUUUUUUUUUGUUAAUGUGCAUGAUGAUUUGUUCUUUUUGUACUUUGAUGUAAUGGAAGAAAAGUUGUGUAUACGUGUAAAUACUUUUUCCAUGGGAGGAUGUGAUGAUUUCAUGCUUCACUGAGGGAUUGUGGGACUUUGUUGAUUUACGUGAAGAUUUCAGGUGGUAGGCGGGGGGUGGCUACCCUGCUACUUUUAAACUGCUGCAUGAACUUACUGGACUGAGGGUACAUUUUGUGAAGGUUAAAGAAAGUUGUCGUAGAGAGGAAAGGUGAGGAGGUCGGAGACUUAGGAAUAAAGUGUUGAGUGGAAGACUCAUGACAUCAUGUGGAUACAGAGAAAUGAAGCAAUGAAAAGUGUUUUGUUUAAAAGUAUGAGUGCCGAUGAUGACUUUUUUUAAAAAAGCUCUUUUGGAUUUGAGUUUUUUCACUUUGAUGUGUUUUGCAGAUGUACAGUGUCGGGUCAAAACUGUGUCAUGAAUGCUACAAUGGCUGAUAUCAGAUGCUGUUGUUAAAUGUUUGUUGCGUUGUGAAAAUUCAAUAAACGUGAAACCCUUUUGCAAAA